UGCCGAAAGGGCCUCUUCUCUAGUAAGAGUAGAGGAAGAAAGGACGACUGCCCCAUUUUCCGAUCUUCUCUCUCACCAUCCGAGACUUUCAGGAAAGGAAAACACAGACUGAUAUGGCGGACAGAGAAGAAGAUCCACAGAGGUUGAAGAAGAUAGCCGCGGCGGCGUACGACUACGAGAACGACCCAAGAUGGGCAGACUACUGGUCCAACAUCCUCAUCCCUCCCCACAUGGCCUCUCGCUCAGAUGUUCGCGAACACUUUAAGCGCAAGUUCUACCAGCGUUUUAUCGAUCCUGAGCUUGUGGUUGAGGCAAUGUCUACGGGUAGUUCAUCCUCGUCAUCGUCAUCAGCUGCAAGUGAGCAACCACGGGCACGUAACUCAGGGUCUGCUACCAGGACAUCUGGGGCAUCAGCAACUUCAGGCCCAACUCCAACUCCAGCUCCGACUUCCAUGCGUUGGGAUCGACAAACCAUACAAUUUUCUGUCAAUGCUUGGGUGUUUGUUGUGGCUGUGCUGGCAAUAUUUCCAAUUAUACCUCGGAAUCUUUCAAAUAGGGCAUAUCGGCUAUCAUUUAUGGGCACUGCAUGUUCCUCUCUCUAUUCUUUGUACUCACUAUACGGGAAACCUAGGGCAUGGAAUUUGCAGGCUGUGCAAGUGUGGUUUCAGUCAGUAAUCGCAACAAAGGAUUUUAUCUACUUCAUUUACUGCCUUAUGUUUGUAACAUCACAUCUUUACCUCAAAUUUGCUUUAAUUCCCAUUUUGUGCCGAGCUGUUGAACAUGUUGCCAAGUUCCUUAGGCGCAAUUUCACUCGUUCCUCCUUGUACAGGAAAUACUUGGAAGAGCCUUGCGUCUGGGUGGAGUCAAAUGCUACUACCCUCAGCAUAUUGUCUUCACACACUGAGAUUGGUCUUGGCUUCCUUUUGAUUCUCUCUCUGUUGUCGUGGCAGCGCAACAUAAUACAAACUUUCAUGUAUUGGCAGCUGUUAAAGCUAAUGUAUCACGCACCUGUGACUGCUAGCUACCAUCAAAGUGUGUGGAGUAAGAUUGGGAGGACCAUUAAUCCGCUUGUCCACCGCUAUGCCCCAUUCCUAAGUACUCCAAUUUCUGCAAUUCAGAGAUGGUGGUUCCGGUGAAGCCCAAAGGGAGGAUGCUAUGAGGAACAAGAAAAUUGGGGGGUGUUCAUGUGGGAUAUAUACUACAAGUCUAUAACCACCAGAACAUUCCUUUUGAAGAAAAAUUAGCUACGUGAACCGAAGCAGCCAUCUAGCAAAUAACCUCAUAGUGCUUUUGCCCUUCUUCCUGUGACUGCUGUACUUACUUACCCACAGGGUAUGGGUUUGAUUAAAGAAUUAUCUUCCAUUUAGUUUUAUGGUCAUGAUAAAUGGCACUAUAUCUGGAAUCUAUGCUGAACUAGAGGGGAAAGGCAUUCCAUUUACAAAUUUUUUUAGCCCUGAUUUGUGAUGCUGUGAACACUGAAAAGGUUGUGUAGCAACUCACGGUUGUGGUGGUUGGGAUGUGCCACUGCCACAAAGGCGAUACUUUGAUUGUUUUGUCAGUUCACAAUUCUAGCCUUUUACUCCCAUCAGUUUUGGUUGAAGUGUUAAAAUUUGAAUUGGACAAAUGGUUGAAUGA
Molecule: messenger RNA, 1635 nt
Organism: Vitis riparia (riverbank grape)
Lineage: Eukaryota; Viridiplantae; Streptophyta; Magnoliopsida; Vitales; Vitaceae
Product: transmembrane protein 33 homolog
Exons: 9
Coding region: 114-1136 (340 amino acids)
Biological process (GO): membrane organization; endoplasmic reticulum tubular network organization
Cellular component (GO): endoplasmic reticulum; membrane
Source: RefSeq, a predicted model, not a curated record